AUGGCAGAGGAACUCAAGAAGCUCACUGGUAGAGUUCAGAGUGUUGAAGGUGGUAAAGGUGUUGAAGGUUUAAACUAUGAGGACCUAUGUAUUCAGCCGGAUGUGGAACUGUCGGAAGGUUACAAACCUCCCAAAUGCAAAAUGUUCGAUGAAACUGGUGACCCGAAAGUGCAUCUAAGAAUGUAUUGUAACAAGCUUGUAGGAGUGGGCAAGAAUGAACAAAUCCGCAUAAAACUGUUCAUGCGAAGCCUUACAGGAGACGCCUUGUCUUGGUAUAUUAGAAACCCCAAGAAGUGGGUUAGUUGGGUGAGUGUGGCGUCAGACUUCAUAGAUAGAUUCGGGUUCAACACGAAAAAUGCGCCAGGCAUUUUCUACAUUCAAAACCUCAAGAAUAAGCCGACAAAAACCUUCCGCGAGUAUGCUACUCGUUGGAGAUCAGAAGCCGCAAAGUUCUCUGAUAAUAUCAAGUUAGGAGAAAGAAUAGAAGAAGGAAUUAAGAAUGGGAUGGUGACCAAUUUCGAGGCACUGCAGGCCAAAAAUAAAGCUUUGCAAUCAGGAGGCAUUUCGAAGAAGAAACAAGUGGGUGCUAUGAUGGAAGGGUCCAUCGGACUCAUCCGAGAGGGAGACAUUCCUAAAACAUCUCCAGUCACCCUCACGCCAGUUGUGGUACAAUCCCAGGCACCAUGUGAAGUUGAGGUAUCUACACCCUUCAUUAUGAUAGUAUCUCCCAUGCCAUCUUACAAAUCGGAUGUCGUCCCAUGGGACUAUGUUGCGGAGGCAAGAAGAAAUAAAAAAGAAAAAAUGGAGGAAACAUGUACCACGCAAGGUAUGACUAGAACUGGCAGAGUUUACACAACUGAGAAUCUUGGACGAACAAGCAAGGAAGCUACAUCUAAGUUGCUUGUUAUCGAGACUGGUGCUGACGAUCUUUAG
This is a messenger RNA of Nicotiana tabacum (common tobacco), 933 nucleotides long. NCBI's taxonomy places the organism in Eukaryota, Viridiplantae, Streptophyta, Magnoliopsida, Solanales, Solanaceae. The record is from RefSeq and is a predicted model, not a curated record.